This is a messenger RNA of Effrenium voratum, 513 nucleotides long. NCBI's taxonomy places the organism in Eukaryota, Dinophyceae, Suessiales, Symbiodiniaceae. The record is from the annotation of a GenBank genome assembly.
AUGGUCUAUGCUUUCGAGCACGGAGGCUUUUCGAGGGCGAUGCUGGCGGAGUUGCUGUUCAAGCUGACCGGGUGGAAGUGGCGUACCGGGUUCGACGUGCUCAACAGCGAGCGCCUCACGUCCGACAGGAAGAUCCGGAUCGAUGCCGCGGUGUUGCAAGAGGAGACGGUGAGCGACAGCCUCGCCAAGUGGCACGGCAACGGCGUCCUGGAGAAUGUGAUGGGCAGGGCAAAUGGCGUGCAGAAGAAUCCCAAAGCGCUCGAGAAAGGCAUCGAGCUGGCACGCAAGCUUCACGAGAUGAGGGUCGCGGCCACGGAGGACGCGCGGCAGGUGCGCCGCGGGCGCUCGGAGGAGGAGAGCGGCACACCGAAAGCCCCACCACUGCUGCAACGCGCUUGCAGUGAUACCACCAAGCAGCACAUGUACACUGCUUCUACGAGCUGCAGCUCGGAGAACGGACACCUGAACACGGGGAAGGUGCGAAAGGUGCAAAGCUACGCUGUGGAGCUGUGA